Messenger RNA from Lichtheimia ornata, 540 nucleotides. RefSeq lists its product as uncharacterized. Bases 1 to 540 code for a protein of 179 amino acids. The record is from RefSeq and is a predicted model, not a curated record. Gene Ontology annotation, biological process: mitochondrial respiratory chain complex II assembly; protein-FAD linkage; mitochondrial electron transport, succinate to ubiquinone. NCBI's taxonomy places the organism in Eukaryota, Fungi, Mucoromycota, Mucoromycetes, Mucorales, Lichtheimiaceae. The transcript has a single exon. Gene Ontology annotation, cellular component: mitochondrion.
AUGAAUUUAGCACACUCGCUUCGAGGCAUUGCACAACGAGGUGGCAUGCUAUGCAUGCAGCAUUCGACAAGAAACAUUCGAUGCUUAUCGACGACCACGUUGUUACGUACGCGCAAGAGUGAAGAUCCUUAUCCAGACCUCGGCAUUCGACAUGCACCUCAAAUGGAGCUUGAGACGCCAUACCCCAACCUUCCUCCCAUUCCACGACCCAACGAAAGUAUCGACAAGAAGCGUGCACGUUUGAGAUAUCAAUCACGUAAACGUGGUAUCCUGGAGACCGAUUUGUUAUUAUCCACCUUUGCAACCGAGCACUUGGAAGGUUUUACAAUGGAGCAGCUUGAACAAUAUGACAAGUUACUUGAUGAACCUGAUUGGGAUAUUUUCUACUAUGCAACCGACAAAAAAACCAUCCCAGACCGUCUCCAAGACAACCAAGUAUUGAAAAUGAUUCGAGAACACGCCAAGAAUGAAAGCAGGAUCAUCCUAAGAAUGCCAGAUUUAGAGGCUUCCAAGGGCAGCAGCAAAAACACAUCAGAAUGA